Messenger RNA from Neofelis nebulosa (Clouded leopard), 2649 nucleotides. RefSeq names its product small ribosomal subunit protein eS27-like. The transcript has a single exon. Gene Ontology annotation, cellular component: cytosolic small ribosomal subunit; ribosome. Bases 1149 to 1403 code for a protein of 84 amino acids. Gene Ontology annotation, molecular function: structural constituent of ribosome; RNA binding. Gene Ontology annotation, biological process: ribosomal small subunit assembly; translation. The record is from RefSeq and is a predicted model, not a curated record. NCBI's taxonomy places the organism in Eukaryota, Metazoa, Chordata, Mammalia, Carnivora, Felidae.
CUCUGAGCAGCUGCCCUUUCCAAAACAAAAACUCUUGGUAGAAAAAGAAAAAUGAUGACAAUAGUAGUCCAAACAAAUCAAUUAAAUACAGCAGGACAAAUCUAAAAGGAAAAAUAGCAAUGGCCCAAAGCCUUUCAGUUUGCAGAACUAAAUUCCAAGCCAAAGAACUACUAUGCAUAUUGAGUCAUUCAUUGAACAGUAUGUAUUGAGGGCCUACUCUGUGCCAAGUACUUGUGCUAAGUAUGGAAGGAAAGAACUAAAGAUCCUGCCCUCAUGGUGAUGACGGAUGGGGCAAACAGGCAACACAAAUUAACGAAGUAUAUAGUAUAUUAGAAAGUGACAGUGCUAUGGAAGGAAAGAUGAAGAGAUGGGAGAAGGGGUGAGGGAAAGGAUAGGAUAGAAUCUGCAAUUUUAAGUAGCCUUUUUGAGAAAGGAGCAAUAAAGCAAAGACUUGAAGGAGCAGAGGGAGGCGACCAUUAGAUGUCUGGUGGAAGAAUAUCCCAGACAGAGGAAAUAAAGCAAAGUCAAGAGUGGCUGGCUUGAUCAACAAAAAGCAAAGACCAGCAUGGCUAGAGCACAGUGAGCAAAGGAAAGAGCUGAGCUGGAAGUAGGAGGAAUCCUGCAAAGCCUCAGAGGCAGUAAGAAGGACUUCAGCUUGGUUACUUGACCUGUCGUGUCUCCCUCUCCAACGGGAUCCUCUGGGCUUGAAACAGGGAUAGGGACAGAACACAAGGACAUGAGGCAAGAUGUCUCCAAACUCAUUUGUUUCUUUCAUUUUUUCCUUUCCUCAUUUGUGUAAAGCCUUCCCACUUUCUCUUUUCCUUUAGCAUCACUCAUAGAGGCAUCCAUUUUUCUGUCACUAGCUUAUGUGAGCAAAUAAUCCAAUUUCCUUUCACUUUUAACUUCCAAUCCAGGAUCAACUAUGCAUUAUUCUAUUACACAGGGAAGCACAACAACUACUCAUACAUUCCAGAAUUUAUAAAUCUCUUUGCUAUCUAGAUAGAAAGGAACUCUACUCUAAUACCUUAAAACCAAGGCCCAGCAACAGAACAAAGGAUUCUUCUGAAACUACCAUAAAGAUGCCAAGUUGUCUAGUUAAGAGUUUCAUCACUUAGCCUUUCUGGCAGUGACAACCUGCCCACAAGAACAUGCCCCUAGCGAAGGACCUCCUGCACCCAUCCCUGGAAGAGGAGGAGAGGAAACACAAGAAGAAGCGCCUGGUACAGAGCCCCAACUCCUACUUCAUGGACGUGAAGUGCCCGGGGUGCUACAAAAUCACCACCGUGUUCAGCCAUGUACAGACGGUGGUGCUGUGUGUGGGCUGCUCCACCAUCCUGUGCCAGCCGACAGGAGGAAAAGCAAGGCUCACAGAAGGAUGCUCCUUCAGACGGAAGCAGCACUAAGUGCACCCCGAGUCAACGUGAGUGGGGAACUAUCCCAAUAAACAGAUUUUUGCAUACGUUCAAAAAAAAAAAAAAGAGUUUCAUCACUUACUAAGGCCCAAGAUUAACUUUAGGCUAGAGAUCAGGUGGGUAAUAACUUAAGUUCAAAACCCCAAGGAAUUAUGUAAUCUGGGAUUCUGUCCUCAUUCACUUUAGCUUUUGACAAACGAUGGAUUUUGCAUCUGGGCACAUUAGCAACGACAGCCUACGUCUCCUUCUUUGGCAGGUUGUCUAUGGGCAGGCAGGAAAACUAGUAGGAACUCUGCAUGGACCAGAGUAAGACUAACCUCUGCCAGCAUUUGUAACUCCAGAUUCUCAGAGAGACAGUGACCCAGUGAGACAUGAAUUUCCUUCAUUAUGAGGAAGCCUGAGAAGCCAACUUGCUCUCAACUGAUCCAAAAGUAUUUCUAGCCUAUGUACUCCACCUCUAUAAGAGGCAUCAGCCUUGACAAAACACUACUCCGCAGUUCAAAGGUAUGAGUCUACAGGUAAAUCUCUCCAUACUGUGCUUGGGGCUGAAAUCCAUGGGAUCACGCCAUAGCUAAAGGCAGUGCUGGGAAUGGAUUAUCUCAGAAGACAAUGCUAACGCGGAAUGUUUUCUCUGUAUUUGGAGGGUGGGUGGGAAGAAUGCAGAGGGAAAAGAAUAGACAGAAGGUGAACCUUUCCUACUGACUCAUGCACUGGCCAUUUAUUCAUUCUUCAAACACUGAGCACUACUACAUAUCAAUCAUAGGACCAGAUACAGAAGACACACAAGAAAUUUCUCCAGAAAUAAAAACCUACCCGAGUGGUUCUCAAUGUUAGAGGCACACUAGAAUUACUGGAGAGCUCUGCUAAGCCUAAUACCACACCUGGCCCUAGAUCAAUUAAAUCAGGAUAUCUGGGUAUAGAUCCCAGACAUCAGUAUUUUUUUAAGCUAGUGAUUCCAAUGUGUAGACAAACUUGAGCAUCUCUGAUCUAAAAGGAAGAGUUACUAGUAAUGGAUCCAUUAAAAACACCCACACUGGGGUGCCUGGAUGGCUCAGCUGGUUAAGCGUCCAACUUUGGCUCAGUUCAUGAUCUCAUGGUUCGUGAGUUCGAGCCCCACACUGGGCUGUGUGCUGACAGCUCAGAGCCUGGAGCCUGCUUCGGAUUCUGUGUUUCCCUUUCGCUCUGACCCUCCUCUGCUCACACUCAGUCACUCUCUCUCUCUCUCUCUCUCUCUCUC